AUGGCUGGAUCACUGCAGGCACAUGAGCAGAGUGGGCUCGAGAAGCGCCAAUGGACUCCAAGAGAAGAUCGCAAACUCUUGAGCUAUAUGGAGGGACGUGACCAUAAAAGUGUACGGUGGACAGAGGUCCCAAACGUUGCAGGGCUGAACAGGUGUAGGAAGAGUUGCUGGUUGAGGUGGACGAAAUAUCUGAAGCCUGGUAUCAAGAGGGGGAAGUUUUCUGAAGAAGAAGAGAACCUCAUUAUCAAGCUCCAUUCUCAGAUUGGCAACAAAUGGGCAAUGAUGGCGAGAUAUCUUCAUCCCCGAACUGACAAUGAAAUCAAGAACUACUAUAACACGCAUUUAAAGAAUCUUCCCUCUUCCACUCAGACACCACUCCAUGGAGUCUGUCUAAUUUCAACAGACCCUGCGGGGCCCGGUCAAACACGCGGUUUCAAUUAUCAGGCUAUGGAGAAUCCAACAGUACUUUACAACAACCAUGCAGCCGAUCCUGGUGUUUACUCUUUGUAUGGGAAUGUUCCAAAUGAAGGCUCGACUCCAGCACUGAUGGUUUCAGUGGAAAACGUGAUCACACCACCAGCUGAAGAGUUCUCCCCUUUGGAAGCCUGGCUAGAAGAAUUUCUCUCUGAGGAUCAGACUGGUGAGACUAGUAACUCUUUUGGCGGAGACACUGCACUCGUGCAGCAUACCUCCAUUGUGUAG
Vitis vinifera (wine grape) is the source of this 702-nucleotide messenger RNA. Its product is annotated as transcription factor MYB76-like. The transcript has 2 exons. Bases 1 to 702 code for a protein of 233 amino acids. Lineage: Eukaryota; Viridiplantae; Streptophyta; Magnoliopsida; Vitales; Vitaceae. The record is from RefSeq and is a predicted model, not a curated record.